Molecule: messenger RNA, 2338 nt
Organism: Pseudovirgaria hyperparasitica
Lineage: Eukaryota; Fungi; Ascomycota; Dothideomycetes; Acrospermales; Acrospermaceae
Product: putative serine protein kinase Sky1
Exons: 4
Coding region: 215-2047 (610 amino acids)
Biological process (GO): spliceosomal complex assembly; protein phosphorylation; regulation of mRNA processing
Molecular function (GO): protein kinase activity; ATP binding
Source: RefSeq, a predicted model, not a curated record
CUCAACCACUCUCACUCUCUCUCACACUCUCACGUACCCUUUCUUGGCCUUUGAGGCUUUUAUCUGCUUCAGGUUUCGAUGAUUACAGCCCGACCAGAGCUCCGCGCUGCUCCGACCACCCGGUGAUCGACCUCGCUGCCCACUUCGACCGACCUUUGGCCACCGCCCAACUUCACACCGAUCUGCCCUGUCGUCCCGUGCUGGACACGCCAAGAUGAAUGGCGCUUCUGACAUUAAAAAGGCCGCCAUCAACAAGGCGAAGCAGGUUGCGCAAGCUGCCAAUGGGAACGGCCAGAAGAAGCGCAGAAAGGGCCAGGAUCUGAAACCCAUAAUCACAACCGAUGGCCAGAAAAGCUCUGAUAACAGUCCUGCUUCAAAUUACAGCUACAACCACAACGCAAACUCUCCUUCGUCACAACACAAACCUUCUUACACCUCACAAAUAAAUCGAUCACCUUCAUCCUCCUCGUCGUCGGCAGACGAGGCAGCCGAGAACACCGCCGAUGAAGAGGAUUCAGAAGAUUACUGCAAAGGCGGAUACCACCCCGUGCAGGUAGGAGAGCAAUACAAAGACGGUAAAUACACAAUCGUUCGAAAACUCGGUUGGGGUCAUUUCUCGACUGUAUGGUUGUCGCGGGACAACACCACCGGAAAACAUGUCGCACUGAAAGUAGUACGCUCUGCCACUCACUAUACGGAAACCGCAAUUGACGAGAUCAAAUUGCUGAAAAGAGUGGUCGAGGCCAACAAAGACCAUCCUGGUCGCGCACACGUUGUCAGUCUACUGGAUUCGUUCACACAUCGAGGACCUAACGGUAAUCAUGUAUGUAUGGUCUUUGAGGUGUUGGGAGAAAACCUCUUGGGUUUAAUCAAGAGAUGGAACCACCGCGGCAUCCCUAUGCCACUCGUAAAACAAAUCACAAAGCAAGUCCUUUUGGGCUUGGAUUAUCUCCACCGCGAAUGCGGAAUCAUUCACACCGAUCUCAAGCCCGAAAAUGUCCUCAUCGAGAUUGGCGACGUUGAGCAGAUUGUCAAGGCACACGUCACAGAACCCGGCAAAGACAAGGGCGAUAACAGGAACGGUCGAAGAAGAAGACGCACACUGAUUACAGGAUCACAACCCUUGCCGAGUCCACUCAAUGCUAGUUUCAGUCAAAGCGAUCUGAUGAACUUCCCCGGCUCUCUAAACAAAGUCAUGAAUGAAAACUCACCAGGCACAUCUUCUCCAGCCGCUGGUCUUUCCAUGGUAGAGAAACUUGGUAUCGGUGCAGAGGAGGCUCAGAAGCAGCGAGAAAAGACAGCGUUUGUGGAUCGAACUCUUCAGGUCUCUGAAACAGUGCUAACGCAUGAUAGCGACCUGCUCACCAAGGAAGUAUCGGGCAUCAGCCUCGACAAGAAUGCCAGCCCUCCAGGUCCUGCCGAGAAAGUCACAGACGAUCUCUCUUUCGAUACCAUAUCUGUUAAAAUUGCUGAUUUAGGCAAUGCGUGCUGGGUCGGCCAUCACUUCACCAACGAUAUUCAGACAAGGCAAUAUAGGUCGCCAGAAGUCAUUCUCGGCGCUAAAUGGGGCGCGAGUACAGAUGUCUGGAGCAUGGCUGCAAUGGUAUUCGAGCUGAUUACCGGCGACUACCUCUUCGACCCGCAAUCUGGCACCAAAUAUGGCAAAGACGACGAUCAUAUCGCCCAGAUCAUCGAGCUUCUCGGGACCUUUCCCAAAUCUCUCUGCAUGUCCGGCAAAUGGUCGCAGGAGAUCUUCAACCGCAAGGGCGAGCUACGCAACAUACACCGCCUACGACACUGGGCGCUGCCUGAUGUUCUCAGAGAAAAAUAUCACUUUUCUGCCGAGGACGCUAAGCGCAUUGGAGACUUUCUACUUCCGAUGUUGGAGUUGAUCCCUGCAGACCGCGCCAAUGCUGGCGGGAUGAGCAGUCAUGCGUUUACAGAGAACACGAAGGGUAUGGAUCAUGUCAAGUUGAACGUACCGGUUGGGAGCAAAGGCGAGGGUAUCGAUGGCUGGGCAACGGAGGUCAAGAAGACGACGCGGUAGGAAGCGGAGUACCAGUGAGAGGGAUAACGAGCAUGAUUUCGCGGAGAUUCUGAUCCAUUGUGGGAGCGGACAAUGGGAAACAUGCACAGCACCAUAGGUUUUUCUGGAUGGAUAUGAUAUGUGACCCGGAAAUGCUUGGACUGCUUUUGUUCUGCUGUCUGUCUGCCUGCCUGUCUGUCUGUCCGUCUAUUUGUCUGUCUUGUCUAUCUGUCAGUCUUCUUCUGCGACUUCACAGCGAAUGCGACGCCUUAUGCAUACCUCACGCUACGUUAUUCCCCCUUACCCUCCCCU